AUGAGUCGUGCUGAAGUUGACUUACAAGUAAGUGUCAAGAAGGCAUGUAGUACAGAUGAAGUUCCUCCCAAGAGAAAGCAUGUCAGGGCUUGCAUUGUAUACACCUGGGAUCAUAAGAACUCUCGUGCAUUUUGGAAUGCUGUAAAGAUUCAACCCUUGCAAAGUGAUGAGGUUCAAUUAUUCAAAGCUUUGAUUAUGAUACAUAAAGUCCUACAAGAAGGACAUCCUAAUACAUUAAAGGAUGCAUACCGCAAUAGAGACUUUUUAUCUUCAUUAGGUACUGUUUUUCCUAAUGAUGGUCUUUCAUAUGGAAGAUUGAUCAAUCAAUAUGAUAGGUUUAUCUUGGAGAAAUUAGACUUCCAUAGAAACAAUCCUGGUUUCAAUGGGAUUUUUGAAUACGAAGAGUAUAUUUCAUUGAGAGCAGUCAACGAUCCGAAUGAAGGUUACGAAUCAAUUUUACAAUUGAUGGAUUUACAGGAUCUGAUUAAGGAUUUACAACUAUUGAUAUUUCUGACAAUUCAUAAAACUCCAAAGAAUUUGUGUAAAGUGAGUGCUUUGGUUCCUUUGAUUGCAGAGUCAUACGGUAUUUACAAGUUUUGUACAUCAAUGUUGAGAGCUAUGUAUCAACAGCUAGGAGCAGACGAAGCGUUAGCUGUUCUCUUCGAAAGAUUUGAUUCACAACACUUUAUGCUUAGGGAUUUUUAUACCGAUUGCCAUGCCAUUAAGUUUUUAACUAGUUUGGUCACAAUCCCGCGAUUAUCAAAUAAUCCACCUAACUUGCAAGUAACUGAUGAUGGUAAGCCAGUCACUCCAUCAAGACCGAGAUCUGAAACAGUUGAAAGUACGCCUCAAUUAUCUUCUCAGCCUACUUCAUCUUAUGAACCUCCUGCAGAAGCUCCACCACCAGUUGAUCUGAUUUUUCUCCAGCAGACUGGUAUGUUUGACCAGCAACAGCAGGAGCAACAACAGGUUCAAAGAGACUUAGAAUUAAAGCGUCAACAACAAAUGCAAGACCAAAUGCAGCAGCAACGUAUUUUUGAAGAGCAACAACGUCAGCAGGAAAGGCGCUUUUUAGAAGAACAACAGCUUUUACAACAACAACAGACACAGCAACAUCAAUCUCGUGUUACUGAGUUAGAACAUGAUUUAUUAAUGUUUAAGAAUCAAUAUGAUAAUGAUCAACAAUUAUUACAGCAAUACGACACUCGUGUUAAGAAUUUAGAAACCGAGUUAAUGAACUUAAAUACUACUGCUACUCAACAAGUUUCAUCAAAAGAUGAGCAAAUUGCUAACUUAGAGCAACAAAUUAAUAAUUGGACCAAAAAGUAUGAAUCAUUGGCUAAAUUGUAUUCACAAUUACGUCAAGAACAUUUAAACUUAUUAGCAAAGUUUAAAAAGAUUCAACAAAAGAUAAAUAGCGCUCAAGAGUCUAUUAUGAAAAAGGAAAAGUUUGAGAAGGAUUUAAAAGCGAAGAAUAUUGAAUUAGCCGACUUGAUUCGUGAGAGGGAUAGGGCAAGACUCGAUUUGGACAGGGUUAAAGCAACAAAGGAUCAGGAAAUUGAAAAGCUUCAAGCGGAAUUAAGAGAGUUAAAUAAUCAGGUAAAUGAAUCAGGUAAGUUGCAGUCCUUGAAUUUGUCUUCAAUCAUUUCUAAACAUCAAGAUGAGAUGAACCAAUUAAAGGAUCAAUUAUCAACUAGAGAUAGGGAGUUGACCAAUUUAGGUAGCAAUAGCUUACAAGACAAAUUGAAAGAAAAGGAAAUUGAUUUGGAAAUUGCUCAAGAAUCUUUAGAUAGUGCAUUGAGAGAACUUGCAAUAUCAAAGAACGACCAAGAAGACAUUAUCAAUGCUCAAAUAGACCAUAUUAUCAUUAGCAAUAUUAGUAAACUUAGAAAAUUGGUUGACAUAUUCUUGGCAAACAAUAUAAAACGAAUUCAAGAUACGAAAUAUGAACUUGCUUCUCCUAUACAAGCAGGUAACCUUAAUUCGCUGCCCGAACAUUUAUUGUCUAUUGUGGAAAUAAGUUCCGAUAUGGCUACAGACUUUGCAACUACUUUCAAUACGUUUAUCGUUGAUGAGAAGCAUAGUUACAAUGAUGAUAAUUCAAGCUAUUCAGGCAUCAUUUUAAAAAGCUCUGAAUUAACUACAGCGGUUAAUGAUUUAAUGCUAAAUGCCAAGGGUAUCUCAAGAAGUCUUUCUAAAGAAGACGAAGAUAAAAUUUUGAGAUAUGUUUCAAAUGUAUUAAUUAGUACUGAAGCAUUUUUCUAUAAUUUGAGUUCCGAUGUCUUAAGUAAGGUUGAAGAUGAAGAUGGUAAAAUAGACAAAGUAAUCGAUUGUAAUCUACAGGUACAAAACGAUUUACAAUUAUUAGGUAAUUAUCUUGAUACCUUAAGAUCCACCCAUGGAAUCAACUUCUCUCUGGGUAACUUGGAAGAUUUAGUCAAAAAUGAAAUGGAACAGACUGCCAAUACCGUUGAUCUUGCGUCGAAAUUUUUGAAGGAUCUCUUACAAAACCCAAAUAUAAAAAAUGGUAAUUUCGAAAUCCACGAAACCCUAUUAUCUGCUGCAAUGGCAGUAACAAAUGCAGUAGCGUUAUUAAUCCAAGCAGCUACUGAAUCACAAAGAGAAAUUGUCAGUAAGGGUAAGGGUUCCCAAUCGCGUACGGAAUUCUACAAGAAGAAUAAUAGAUGGACUGAAGGUUUAAUAAGUGCAUCUAAGGCAAUUGCAGGAGCUACAAAUGUGCUAAUUCAAACUGCAGAUGGCGUUUUAAAAGAAAAGAAUUCCCACGAACAAUUGAUUGUAGCUUCAAAUGAAGUUGCAGCCUCAACAGCCCAAUUAGUUGCUGCAUCUCGGGUUAAAGCAAACUUUGUAUCGCACACCCAAGAUAAUUUGGAAGUGGCAUCGGGUAAAGUAUCGAAUGCUUGUAAACUUUUGGUUGCAAAGGUUCAGCAACUUUUAUCUGAUGAUGAAAGUACUAAAAAUGAUAUUGAUUUAAGUAAAUUAACACCGUAUGAAGGCAAGACUAUUGAAAUGGAGCAACAAGUUGAGAUAUUGAAGUUAGAAAACAUGUUGAACUCUGCAAGAAAGAGAUUAGGAGAAAUUAGAAAACAUGGCUAUAAAGAUGAUAAUAGUGAUGAUGAAAACUAA
This is a messenger RNA of Debaryomyces fabryi, 3144 nucleotides long. It is a transcript of the gene SLA2, whose product is annotated as Sla2p. Gene Ontology annotation, cellular component: clathrin-coated vesicle; actin cortical patch. Gene Ontology annotation, biological process: actin filament organization; endocytosis; clathrin coat assembly. Gene Ontology annotation, molecular function: phosphatidylinositol-3,4-bisphosphate binding; clathrin light chain binding; actin filament binding. The record is from RefSeq and is a predicted model, not a curated record. Bases 1 to 3144 code for a protein of 1047 amino acids. NCBI's taxonomy places the organism in Eukaryota, Fungi, Ascomycota, Pichiomycetes, Serinales, Debaryomycetaceae. The transcript has a single exon.